Molecule: messenger RNA, 1029 nt
Organism: Parnassius mnemosyne (clouded apollo)
Lineage: Eukaryota; Metazoa; Arthropoda; Insecta; Lepidoptera; Papilionidae
Source: the annotation of a GenBank genome assembly
AUGGUGCUGGAAGGUGCUCUGCCGCUGCAGCUGUACGCGGCGGCGGCGCAACUGGCCCCGAGGCCGGCCUGGCCGCCUUUUUUGCCCUUCUUUGGCGUACCACCGCCGUUUUUGGCGCGCCCGCGUCUGCCCCAGCCUUUGGUUAGGGCGCCUCACGGGCCGCCAAGUGAAGACUCCAAUGAAGACGGCGCUAGUACAAAAGGUGGAGUAGGCGAUGACGACGGCGACAGUGGGAAGCGUCGCCGCUCUCGCACCAACUUCAACUCUUGGCAGCUGGAGGAGCUGGAGAGAGCUUUUUUGGCCUCCCACUACCCCGAUGUGUUCAUGCGAGAAGCGCUUGCGAUGCGCCUCGAUCUGAAAGAAAGCCGAGUGGCGGUCUGGUUCCAGAAUCGACGUGCGAAAUGGCGCAAAAAGGAGCACACGAAAAAGGGUCCAGGGCGGCCGGCGCACAACGCACACCCGCAAUCCUGCUCGGGAGAACCCAUUCCUCCACACGAGCUCCGCGCUCGCGAGAGGGCGCGAAGAAGAAAGAAAUUGGCAAAAGCGCUAGAAAGACAGGCGAGAAAACUACGUGCCAAAGGUAUCGCAGUCGACCUGGAAGCUCUAAAAGCGGAGUACUUGGCUCAGCACAGGAACAGCGGCCUCUAUUCCGACUCAGAUGGUGACGCAGAAGGAGAAGAUAGCAUGAUUGAUGUGGUAGGAGGUGAUUCAUGUCACGAUUCCGGCCCCGAAGAUUUUUCCUUAUCAGGCAGGCUCCGCGCGCCUUCAGGCGCCGAUGCGAUUAACAAUUCUGAUAGUUCGACAUCAGAUGCCCAUUCAGGCAGAAAUUUCAGCCCAGACCCGCAGCCGUCUUUCUUUAAGCAAUUUGGCACAAGUGGAGCGAAUUUCGAGAAGUUUGAUUUUGACUCGGGCAGAGCAGUCUCCUUAGAUCUCAGCGGAACAGGAACAGCCACGGAACAAGAUUUGUCAAGAAAUGGCGGAACACGAAAACAUAAUCCGUUUAGCAUAGAGUCGUUACUUAACACGUGA